GAGCAAAGGGAAAAAAAUGUUCAUGAAUUAGGGGCACGGGCACAACAUGUAAUUUACAAUCUUUCCAGCUCAUUUUGGCCCCCCUCCACCGUCCAAGGCCAACCCAGAGUUCGCCGGUGUCAACAGAUUCAUACCCACUCGACAAGGAUUAGUAUCACUUGUUCAUCCUGCGAAUCAGCUCUAAGAAUGGCGAUUCAGAGAUUUGGACUAAGCCCUCUGCUCCUACUGCUUCAGUUGUUGUUUCUUGUUUGGUGGUCUGAGUCGAGCAGUGAUACGAACUCGGUAUACUCACCCUGUUCGGACGCCAAGGUUCAGAGAUCAGAUGGGUUCACUUUCAGCAUCGCAUUUGCCUCGAGAAACAAUUUCUUCUUCAACAAUUCCCUCCAGCUUUCGCCCUGCGACCGACGCUUGUCCCUGUCAUCCUCCAACUCUCAAGUCGCUGUCUUUCGCCCUAAAGUCGAUGAGAUCUCCCUCCUAUCCAUCAACACCUCUAACUUCUUCCCGGAUUCUUAUGGAGGAUAUAUGGUGGCAUUUGCUGGUAGGAAAUAUGCUGCAAGAUCUCUUCCUGCUUUUGUUGCCAACGGCUCCUACAUCGUGACCAGCUUUACUCUUGCGUUGGAAUUUAAGAAGGGUAGGCUGCAAAACUUAUACUGGAAGAGAGAUGGCUGCACUUCAUGUUCAGGCAACUCUAAUUUUGUUUGCCUUAAUAAUCAAGAUUGUGCAAUCAGAACUAAUAGCUGUAAGAACAGAGGGGGCAAUGUUGAUUGCAGCCUGGGCAUACAACUUGCAUUUUCUGGCACUGAUAAGCAUGAUGCGGUAUUUAACUCGUGGUAUGAAGUGAAAAACCUUCGUCAGUACUCCCUCUAUGGCCUUUAUUCCAAUCUCAGGGAUUCACUUACUAAUCAAUACGACAAGUUUUUCUAGUUCAGUUUCUGGCAACCUGUAGGUGUAUCUUGUUUGUAAUUUUUGCCUGUUUCAUUAUGGUUUUCGAUUAUCUACUUAUGGUUGUUAUCCACUUGGAUCAGAGAAGUUAUUGGUCAUCCUGCAAAAUUUAAUAUUAUUUACUUUGUCAAGUUGUGAUCGUGAAUAGAAGUUUUCAAUUUGUUUUUGUUUCUUUA
Messenger RNA from Coffea eugenioides, 1118 nucleotides. RefSeq lists its product as uncharacterized. Bases 187 to 924 code for a protein of 245 amino acids. Gene Ontology annotation, cellular component: cytosol; nucleus. NCBI's taxonomy places the organism in Eukaryota, Viridiplantae, Streptophyta, Magnoliopsida, Gentianales, Rubiaceae. The record is from RefSeq and is a predicted model, not a curated record. Gene Ontology annotation, molecular function: metal ion binding. Gene Ontology annotation, biological process: tRNA wobble uridine modification; protein histidyl modification to diphthamide. The transcript is spliced from 3 exons.